Molecule: messenger RNA, 2698 nt
Organism: Photinus pyralis (common eastern firefly)
Lineage: Eukaryota; Metazoa; Arthropoda; Insecta; Coleoptera; Lampyridae
Gene: Vmat
Product: synaptic vesicular amine transporter
Exons: 11
Coding region: 161-1666 (501 amino acids)
Biological process (GO): transmembrane transport; aminergic neurotransmitter loading into synaptic vesicle
Cellular component (GO): synaptic vesicle membrane; terminal bouton
Molecular function (GO): serotonin:sodium:chloride symporter activity
Source: RefSeq, a predicted model, not a curated record
UUGCGCAAUCGCGAGUUGUAGGAGUUGAAAGCGUUGUCGAGGCGUGAGUCAGAGGCGACGGGCACGGCGAGGCGGCAGGCGCCUGGGCGACCUGCCCGCCAUGGACUAACGCCAGUCCAGCGUCGCGGCAUCUGUCUGUCCACCCGUAUAUUAAGUCAACAUGACGGUGUUGAACGAAUGGGUGGCGGGAACGCGCCUAGGCGGCUGGGUGCAACGCUGUCGAGAGUCCCGCCGCCUCGUGCUAGUAAUAGUAGCAAUAGCACUUCUCCUGGACAACAUGUUACUGACCACUGUGGUGCCCAUCAUCCCAGAAUUCAUCUACGACAUCAAUCACCCCGACGCACCCUUGGAUAUGGUACUUAAAAGUAAAACAACUCCUCCACCUGUAACCACAACUGUAGCAUAUCCUCCGUGCGAACCACGUCCAGACAUAAGAACACCCUCCCAGUACGAAGAAACGAACACAACUCCAACGGAGUUCACAAGCAAUUUUACCACGUUAGAUCCCGAAGUGCAAAGACAUGAAGAUCUGGUUGGAGAAACUGUUGCCGUGGGGAUAAUGUUUGCCUCGAAGGCAUUUGUGCAGUUAUUGGCUAACCCAUUUGUUGGCCCUUUAACUCACAAAAUAGGCUACACCAUUCCCAUGUUUGCAGGAUUCAUCAUCAUGUUCCUUUCAACGCUAAUUUUUGCCUUUGGACGAACCUACAGUGUAUUAUUUUUGGCAAGAGCGUUGCAAGGUAUUGGAUCUUCGUGCUCUACAGUAUCCGGAAUGGGAAUGUUAGCCGAACGAUAUCCUGAUGAUAAAGAGCGCGGAAACGCAAUGGGCGUAGCACUUGGUGGAUUGGCAUUGGGCGUGCUAAUCGGACCACCAUUUGGUGGUUUUAUGUACGAAUUUGUAGGCAAAACGGCUCCAUUUUUGGUUCUCUCAAUCCUUGCUCUUGGAGAUGGACUUUUACAGUUACUUAUGCUACAACCUACUGUUGUACGCCAAGAAACAGACGCGCCAUCGCUAAAAUCGUUGGUAUCGGAUCCCUAUAUAAUUAUCGCAGCAGGCGCAAUUACUUUCGCCAAUACGGGUAUUGCAAUGUUGGAGCCAUCAUUACCUAUAUGGAUGAUGGACACAAUGUCAGCCGGUAGAUGGAAACAAGGCGUUACGUUUUUACCGGCUAGUAUAUCCUAUUUAAUUGGUACCAAUCUUUUCGGACCAUUGGGCCACAGAAUGGGCCGGUGGCUUGCAGCUUUAAUAGGAUUAGUUACAAUCGGCAUUUGUCUUAUGUGUAUACCGCUAGCGACAAAUAUAAACCACCUAAUAGUACCAAAUGCCGGUUUAGGCUUUGCAAUUGGAAUGGUAGAUAGCUCAAUGAUGCCAGAACUUGGAUUUUUGGUUGAUAUUCGACAUUCGGCCGUGUAUGGAAGCGUUUACGCAAUCGGAGACGUCGCGUUUUGUCUUGGUUUUGCCAUUGGUCCAGCUUUAAGUGGCACGUUAGUAAAAACCAUUGGGUUUGAAUGGAUGCUGUUUGGUAUUGCCAUUAUUACGUUCAUGUAUGCUCCACUUCUCAUUAGUUUAAGGAAUCCUCCGACAAAAGAGGAGAAAAAGUCCUUAAUAUUGGGAGAAAAAUCAUCAGUUCGAUAUGUAACAUACCAAAAUGAAGAAGACGACGAAUAAGUAAAUUUUGUAAGAUAAACUGUGGAUACCUAUAUAAGAAAUGGACAUAACAUAGUUUUUAAAUUAUUUGCAACAUUGUUGAUUAGUAGUCUAAGUCAUUGUGAUUACGUACCAUAUGUUGUAAAGUACACGCUCUGUACGCAAAUAUGUUGUUUACAGAUGGGAAUGCGACUAGUGAACAAAUUUCCAAAUUUAUUAGGGAUCUCCGUCUUGGAUUGUUGUGAAUGGCUGCACUCAACCCUUUCUCCUCGAGAGAGAUGGAGCAAUAAGGUGUCCCUUGAAGUUUUGAUUAAAAUUGAAAGAAGCGAAUGAAAACUUAUGCAUUCCCAUCCCCGACAGUUUAACCAAUGAUUGCCACAUGUAAUGGUUUCUAUACUACUCUCAUUAUACCUAUAACGUUAAUUUAUGUGAAUAAUAUCAUAAGAUGUGCUUAAUCAUUAUGUAUACAAACACAUAUACUUAUAUUAUUAUUCAUCGGAAAAAUGAAACUUUUUAAGAGAAUUGCUGAGCCAAUCAAAAAACAUCAUCAUGGGCAAGCCUAGUGAGUUUGGGGAAGAACCCCGGAAAGAAGAUUAGGGGACCUCAUCAAUGUUUAAAUGCUUCAAUUUAUUUGUUAAUUGUUUCCAAUAUCUAUGGCUGCUCGGUCUUUGUAUGCUACUACAUAUUAUGAGAAUUUAUGUAUUCAAACCACUAUAUAUUUCUCCUUCAGAAGAGCGCAUGCUCCUAGGAAGAUUAUUGUGAAGAGACAAUAAUCAUCAUUGUAAUCAGUCCCGACGAAUUUUUAUUUAAAAAGCUGGUAAGGGUCCGAACAACAACGGCAAUCGUGCGAAUGGCGCGUUUGCUUAAAAGUAUUACUAAACUGGGCCGUAUAUGUUAUGAUAAGGCACCUGGUUUAGCGGUAGAUUAAAUGUUUUUAAUAUAGAGAUCUAUAUAACACCUAAAUGUAUAAAAGAUGUGCUAUUAUUGUUAUUAAAUGUUUGAUGUUAAAUAUGUCUAUUAGUUGUGCAAUAAACGUAACCGAUUAGUUAACUA